Messenger RNA from Lingula anatina, 744 nucleotides. RefSeq lists its product as uncharacterized. Gene Ontology annotation, molecular function: NAD+ poly-ADP-ribosyltransferase activity; transcription corepressor activity; nucleic acid binding. Gene Ontology annotation, cellular component: nucleus; cytoplasm. Gene Ontology annotation, biological process: negative regulation of gene expression. NCBI's taxonomy places the organism in Eukaryota, Metazoa, Brachiopoda, Lingulata, Lingulida, Lingulidae. The record is from RefSeq and is a predicted model, not a curated record.
AUGAUCAAGACCUUUGAUCCCAGUAAAGUCGGACAUAGUCAAGAUGCACAGGGAUUAACCCACAGACGGCUACAUAUCACCAAAGUACAGAGGAUUGAAAAUCCAGAAUUGUAUCAUCGCUACGCAGGACGCAGAUAUGGGUUUUGUAUGGAAGCUGUAAGAGGAGAAAUCAAAGCUCUUCACAAAUUAAGGAGUAUGCGAAUCAGACAAGUUGAAACACAGAGGGUCGUACAAACACUUCCAAAUUUAUCAAGGAAGUAUGAUCUAGUGGAAGAGAUCAAUGAAUGCUACCUGUUCCAUGGCACCAAGGCAGAAGCAGUGGAGGGAAUGUUAAUGUCAGGCCCCACUGAGAAACUGGGUCAAGACACAGGCAUGUUUGGCAGAGGAAUUUACUGUGCUGAGGAAUCUACCAAGGCGGAUCAGUAUUCAGAUCCAAAAAAUGCACGUCAGACACAGAAUUUACAGAUGAUUAUAAUGCGAGUACUGCUGGGGAAAGUUUUUCACUGCACCGCCAUUAAGAAGUAUUACAAGCCUCCAUGUAUGGAACCAAAUUGUGGAAGGGCUGAUAUUUGUACAAAGCAUCCUCAGUAUGACACUAUUUGCGGAGAUGUUGAGAAGCUAUUCAGGGAGUUUGUAAUCUAUGACCAGUGGCAAUGUUACCCAGAAUUCCUUGUCACAUAUGACCGCACAUAAUACAUAUAACCGCGAUUUCCAUUCGAUUUUAUUCUACAUUCCUUAUGUUAU